CCCAGCUUUUUAUCGAACUACAAAGUUUAGAAUCCACCUGAGAGAUAAAUUAAACAUUUAUCAAACCAACGAAACAUAGAUCUUUGUACUUACUAUACUUCACCUUAUCCAGUUUUAUUUUUUUAUUUAUAAAGAGUUUUCAACAAUGACCUCAUUUUCUACCUUUUCUGAACUGUUGGGCUCCGAGCAUGAGUCUCCGGUUACAUUAGGCGAAGAGUAUUGUCCGAAGCUGGCCGCAAGCUGUCCGAAGAAACCAGCCGGCCGGAAGAAGUUUCGAGAGACGCGUCACCCAGUUUACAGAGGAGUUCGUCUGAGAAACUCAGGUAAGUGGGUGUGUGAAGUGAGGGAGCCAAACAAGAAAUCUAGGAUUUGGCUCGGUACUUUCCUAACAGCCGAGAUCGCAGCCCGUGCUCACGACGUCGCCGCCAUAGCCCUCCGCGGCAAAUCAGCUUGUCUCAAUUUUGCCGACUCCGCUUGGCGGCUCCGUAUCCCGGAGACAACAUGCCCCAAGGAGAUUCAGAAGGCGGCUGCUGAAGCCGCGGUGGCUUUUAAGGCUGAGAUAAAUAAUACGACGGCGGAUCAUGGCAUUGACGUGGAGGAGACGAUCGUUGAGGCUAUUUUCACGGAGGAAAACAACGAUGGUUUUUAUAUGGACGAGGAGGAGUCCAUGUUCGGGAUGCCGGCCUUGUUGGCUAGUAUGGCUGAAGGAAUGCUUUUGCCGCCUCCGUCCGUACAAUUCGGACAUACCUAUGACUUUAACGGAGAUGCUGACGUGUCCCUUUGGAGUUAUUAGUACAAAGAUUUUUUAUUUCCAUUUUUGGUAUAAUACUUCUUUUUGAUUUUCGGAUUCUACCUUUUUAUGGGUAUCAUUUUUUUUUUAGGUAACGUGGAAGCUGAGUGUAAAUGUUUGAACAAUUGUGUUAUAAAAUGCUAGUAUUUUUGUGUGCAGCAUAAUCAUCUUAUUCUUUUGUCAAAAAAAAAAAAGCAUAAUCAUCUUAUUGGCUCUCCUAUGCAAGAAAGAAAUUUCAGUUUGAUGACUUUGAACCAACAAAAAAAAUUCUGACUUCCGAGACAUCUAAAAAUAAUAAAAGUUUAUCUCA
Molecule: messenger RNA, 1100 nt
Organism: Brassica oleracea var. oleracea
Lineage: Eukaryota; Viridiplantae; Streptophyta; Magnoliopsida; Brassicales; Brassicaceae
Product: dehydration-responsive element-binding protein 1C-like
Exons: 1
Coding region: 146-793 (215 amino acids)
Biological process (GO): regulation of DNA-templated transcription
Molecular function (GO): DNA binding; DNA-binding transcription factor activity
Source: RefSeq, a predicted model, not a curated record